Messenger RNA from Morone saxatilis (striped sea-bass), 4889 nucleotides. RefSeq names its product KIAA1549-like b. The transcript has 22 exons. NCBI's taxonomy places the organism in Eukaryota, Metazoa, Chordata, Actinopteri, Moronidae. The record is from RefSeq and is a predicted model, not a curated record. The coding region runs from base 102 to 4256 and encodes 1384 amino acids.
CACACGACGAGACCGCGGGACCGCUGUUUUUCCCGUUCGAACACGAGGAUUGAUCCAAUGUAUUAUUUACGACCGAAACUUCAGCAACUUAUCCACUGGAUAUGGCUCCCGGUUUGAGGAGUGGGCGGACGGGUCACCCCGACGUGGUGGGAGCCGGCGGAGCGGAACCCGGUGGGUGCUCGCCGCGGAGGACGGAUGCCGGAGGAGAGGGGGGGUGUUUGAGGACCAGGUGGCGGAGCAACGGAGCAGCGGGGAUGCUCGCGAACUGCCUGCUGUCUGUGGGAAUGCUUUUACUUCUUGUCCGGUGCGCUCUGGCCGCAGAGGAAAAACCCACCUAUGAUGCCUCUGGUUCCUCCUCUUUACUGAGCGACCCCGGAGUCACAGCUGCUCCUGCUCAUCCAUUGGCUGACCUGUCGGUGGCGGGGGAGGUGCCUUUCUCAGUCGUCCAUUCAGAUGGUGACUCAGAGUCUGAGGGUGAAGGCUUAUCUGGGCAGCCUGCCUUUUCUUCUGUCUUAACCGUCAUGGCAGGAACUGUCAAACAUCCGGUGAGCCUUGAUCAAAGUAGAACCUCACCGACUAUCACCAGGGUCGAGACACACACCACCCAAUGGCCUUCACAUAGUUCCAGCCUGGGCUCAGAGAUGUCCUCCUCAUCGUCUGCGGGAGACAGGAUCCUUCCCGCCAGCUCAGAGACAGGGACGGAUGAGUUAACAGCUGGAACAUCCAGAGCAGUUGCGCUCACUUUCCCCAAAGAAAAAGUGGCCAGUCUAGCCCCCUCUCAAUCAGUCAGAAUUACCCUUUCUGCUGGGCCCACCGAGAGGACAUCUCAGGUAUCACCCCUGCCCCCUCGAGAGGACACCACAACAGCCUCUGUCAAGCUUACCACCACAACUGUAGCUUCAACCACCAAAACUCAAGAGCCCACCACUACCACGCCUUUCCUAAGAGUCACCACCGGAACCACACAGUCUACCACGACUACCACACCACAGCUCACACCUGUGACCAGGAGAACAACGACCACUACAACCGCCAGGUCUCAAACCAGCAGGAGGACGUUCACACCACCUGUCCCCAGAACGAGCCCUCCCAGGGGGACCAGCACCGUCUUUAUUUCGCCUUUUACUACCACCACAGAGGCUCCGCCACAACAGUGCAACAUUACAGAGAGAUUGUGGGUGAAAACAGUUGUUUCCAUCUAUGUGAGAAGAAACAGGCUGGACAGCAUUCAGAGGCAGAACCUGCGAAGGGGACUAAGCCAGGGCCUCCGAAAAGCUCUGAAUGAUAGUUCAGCCCAGGCUCAGGUGGAGACAGUAUUUGGUUCUCCCAACAUGACAGUGGCUUAUCAUGUGACUGGAGGGGACAUUGUUUACCCUCCCUCUGUUGUGCUGGAAGGCUUGGACUCCUAUGGUCGUGAUAAGCUGAUUGCAGACCUACGACAGUACCUCCCCAUGGUUACAGCCCUGCCCCUCCCAGUUGCAUCAUGGAGAUCCAGCCCUGCCACUGGCUUCCAGCUGAAAACAGUGCUGCAGUUUGUGGGAGCAGGUGAUGAUCCGCGGUCCUGUAGGUUCUCUCAAAUGAUGGAACAGAGACUUGAGAAGGUGUUUGCUGAAGCGCAGGCCAAAGUGCUCAAAACAAACAACAGACUCUCUGUUCAGAUGCUGAGUGUCUCCCAGGCAGUAGCAUCUCCUGCUGUGUCACUGGUCUACACUGUGAGGAAUGGGACUGUCUACCUUAAUGGCACCACUGCCUCAAACCUCCUUGGUCAGCUGUCAGCUGAGCUGGUGGGCUACUUCCUCUUCUAUCCACCACUUGUUAUUGCUGAGCCAAUGGAGUACCAUAAUCUGAACACCUCCGUUGCUACCAGAGACUUCUGGGUUAUUACAGUGAUCCAGGACGUGGAUAACACCAGCCUGGAGGGACAGUACCAGAGCUUUGCCAGUCUAAUGGAGCAGCGGCUGGCAGAGCUGUUUGUGUUGGCAGGGCAGCAGGGCACUCGUUUCAGACGAGCCACUGCUGUAGGCAGCUACACUGUCCAGAUGGUGAGCAUCCGUAGGGUGUCAGGGUUGAAGAAUCCAGCAGAGAUGACCUACUACGUCCAACACAAUGGCAUUCCUUUAACGGGCACGUCAGCUGCCAAGGUUCUGAACACUGUAGAUUCUCAGACCAUGGCGCUCACCCUGGGCUAUUUUGUCCAACUGCAAGCAGAACCUGUGGUCAAGAACCCUCCUAAUAACCUUUGGAUAAUCGCUGCAGUGUUGGCCCCCAUAGCUGUAGUAACACUCAUUAUCAUCAUCAUCACUGCUGUGCUAUGCAGGAAGAAUAAAAAUGACUUUAAAGCUGAUGCCAUUGGCAACCUCAACCCCAGAGCUAAGAUGGCGUAUCGGAGAGAUGUGGGCUAUUAUCAUCAGCCAGUCCAGGGUUUUGACUAUGCCAAGCAGCACCUGGGCCAACAGGGAGGGGAUGAGGAGACGCUGCCUGUCAGUCAGGAUACCUUAGUGAUGUCACUACAAAUUCGAGACACACCACUUUCACUAGAAAAGGCCCUGCAACAAGAUGGAACUGCCAACAAGAAAACCCUCACCACUGACAAACACAAAAGCAAGUUGCCGAGUGAGGACGGUUCCGUCAUCAGCAACGAAUCAGAGAAGCUGAAUUCCGGCAGGGGCUUGACAGUGCUGAAAGUCACAGCGCAGCAGAAACUGACAAAGGAGGAGACGCGCAAGAGGGACGAUCCAUAUGACACCUCCUCUGGCUCCCUGCAGCUUAUUUCCAUAAAGCCCAUGGCAGCUCAGCCCAACUACUCACACCCUGCAUUCUCUGACCGCAGCCAGGACUCAGCCGUUGUCAACGGAGAGGUGAACUUGGCUCUGAAGCAGAAGUCAGACAUAGAGCACUACAGGAACAAGCUGAGGCUGAAGGCUAAGAGGAAGGGCUAUUAUGACUUUCCCUCCACCGACGGCAGCAGCAGUGGUCGGGCUCUGGCGCAGAGGCAGCGGCACGGCCAUGAGAGGGCAGCCGGUGAGCAUGGCAGACCACUGGAGCCUGAUGAUGAGCGAGGUUCCACUUAUGUCAAGUCUCACAGGAGGCACUCCCAGGUAGGGCAGACAGCCUAUCGCAGCAGACAGAGUCUAAGCAGUCCCAGUCCUGGAGGAACAGAGAUGGACCUCCUUGUUAUGAGGGAGAGACCCAGGAGAGGCAUUCGCAACAGCGGCUAUGAUACUGAGCCUGAGUUGAUUGAGGAGACGAAUGUUGACCGUCUAAUGGGGCCAAGGGGAUACAUGUAUGGCCGGGGCUUGAAAGGCCACUCAGAGACAUCCACUCUGAGCUCACAGCCGUCCAUUGAUGAAGUGCGACAGCAGAUGCACCUGCUGCUGGAGGAGGCAUUCAGCCUGGCUUCAGGAGGCCAGUCCACAUCCGGAAGGCACUCCCAUCACCACCACCCACCUUCUGACCAUUACAGUCAUGCACCACCUCCCCUCCCCUACGCAGACGUGGUGACCAGUGCCCCUGGUACAAUGAAUGAUGGAAGGGGAGGCCUGCAGUGGGUACCAUCUUAUGGGGCAGACGUGUAUCAGUGCAGCCUGCCCAAACCGGCCUUUCACUUCACCCAGCUCCCUGAGAUGGCCAUGGGUUCUCCUCCGCCUUUACCACCUCGCACUGGACCUCCUUCUGGGACCUCCUUAAGACGUUCCACUUCUGACUUGGGGCCUAAGGGAAGGAACUCAGAGACAUCUGUCACUGAAAUGCAGAGUCAACAUGACAACAACCCAUAUGGGCCAACUACUAGAGCAGCACUUCCAUCUAUCACUGCAGAGCAGCCUGUGUCCAACUACUCAGGAAACCCAAUAACAGCCGUCUACGCCAUCCCAGCCACCAGGUCCGGCUACUCAGAAUACUUCGUCUCCACACCACCCACCUCCUACCACAGUCCCUCUUGGAUGUCCUAUCCACCUGAACCUGAGGAUGUGCCGCCACAGUGGGCUGACUCUUUGCCCCUGCCUGGGUAUGUAGAGGCUUUUCCUCAUCCUCGCUACCCACAGGGGAGCCCCACCAGGCUGCCCCUACAGUAUAACCCGGCACUGGAGGAGCCACCCACUGCCCCUAGCACAGCAUCCCAGCAAAGCCUGCCCCAGGUGGUGAAGGACAUGGACAGCAUGCCCCUUAGCAGCCUCUCCACCUCUGCGCUCGUGCAGGCCAUCCGGCAGGAGGUGGCCAAGCUGGCGAAGAAGCAGAACGAUGUGUUUGAGUUCUAGUUUUAAUUUUGCCCCCUUGUGUGCAGGAGCUCUGCACUGGUCUUCAAUAGGGGCAUACGAAGGUGGUCCUCCUUCAGACUGAUUUUUGAUGUUUGUAUUGUAAAAACAGACUGAUCUUCUUUACCCACUGAUUAUCCACUGAUCGAUUUCUUUUCACAUGCCACUGGUGUUUUGCAAACUGUUGACUUAAAGGAACAGAAAAGGUUAUGUUUUUUUUUUUUUUGGAAAAAAAUGCCAUCCUCUAUUGAUGAUGUCCUUGAGUAAAUACAUGCAUCUCUUCUUUGUAGAUAUGUCAAUAGGAUACGCUAAAUAUGGAAAAUGUAAUUUUUUCUGGGACUAGACAUUUUUUCUGAAUCAGCAUCAAUUGAAAAGAGAGAAAAGUAGCAUUAUUGUCUGUACUGAGAGAACCAACUUCCUGUCAGAUAGUUAAGUAUAACCACAGUGUAUAUGAGCAUGUACAGUAUUAGGACAUCAUGUAUGUUAUCUCCUUUUAUAGACCAUAACUUCAACAGGAUGUGCUACAUCAAUAUCAGGUCAUUCAAGCAUCCAUUCCAUAUGAAAGUACCAUAUCCAUUUUUACAAAUUCUUUGUUUUUCACAUCCCAACACCAUAACAAUAACAACAAACACUGAC